AUGGGGCUUUAUUUUUUUCUAGUGAUUGUCGUGUGUUAUUCGGGGUGGUCUGACAUAAAGUGGCUUCCUGUGUAUUUUGCGGAUGAAGAGUCCGACCUUACAAUCUCGCUUUCAUCGCUUACAAGUGACUUCUGUGAUGAGAAGGCUGUAAUGGGGUGCUAUUUAAACAUCACAACAUCAUUUCCAUCCAUUAGACUUAAAGCAGAGCAUUUGAACUACGUCUUCAUCAGGUCGUUCACAGAAGACUCUAACAGCCAUGUCUGUUAUUCAAACGUUUUUUCAUCAUUGGGGGAGGUGACAAGUACAUUAUCUCCAGUGAAUGGUGUGUUAUAUGUUCAUAUCGGGACUUCCGCAGACAACACCACAACAGACUCAAUACCCCUCCGCAUCACACACGUCCACAAAUCAUAUAAGUUGAUAUUUAUAGGGGUGAUGUACAUCAUCUCAAUCGUGUUAGUCCUCCUGCUCGUCAUCGGUCUGGUCGUAUUCUACUUUUAUUCAAAUUGGUCCUUCGCAAAGCAACAGAAUGAGGCACUUGUCGAAGAAAAUCUCAAUUACCAAUCAUCGUCCCAGGAACACGCAUUCCACUCGGAGGAGCAGCAAAACUAA
Messenger RNA from Entamoeba invadens IP1, 609 nucleotides. RefSeq lists its product as hypothetical. The transcript has a single exon. Bases 1 to 609 code for a protein of 202 amino acids. NCBI's taxonomy places the organism in Eukaryota, Evosea, Mastigamoebida, Endamoebidae. The record is from RefSeq and is a predicted model, not a curated record.